Molecule: messenger RNA, 393 nt
Organism: Cyphellophora attinorum
Lineage: Eukaryota; Fungi; Ascomycota; Eurotiomycetes; Chaetothyriales; Cyphellophoraceae
Exons: 1
Coding region: 1-393 (130 amino acids)
Source: RefSeq, a predicted model, not a curated record
AUGCCGAACUUCGAACAAGGCAUGGGCUCCGGCCGCGACCAAGAAAACCCCAACGGCGCACCAGAACAAGGCCUCGGUGCCUCCGAACGCGGCGCCCAAUCCAGCCAACUGUCCGGAGGCCCCGAGCAAGGGAUGGGUGCACGGGAGUCUGCGACCUUCAACGACCCGACAGGUGCGCCGGAAAGCGGGAUGGGGAAGACAGAAGGCGCAACCGCAACAGGAGCGGGUGGUGCAGCGGAGCAAGGAAUGGGAGUGGAUCAGAGUGGGAGUGGGACGAAUGGGAGUACGGAUGAUUAUGGGAUGGGGGCAGGGAGUGGGAGGAAUGAUCAGAAGGAAGGGGAGGGCGGGAAACUGCUGGGGAAGGUGAAGGGGAUGCUUCAUAAGGAUAAAUGA